Messenger RNA from Cylicocyclus nassatus, 966 nucleotides. NCBI's taxonomy places the organism in Eukaryota, Metazoa, Nematoda, Chromadorea, Rhabditida, Strongylidae. The record is from the annotation of a GenBank genome assembly.
AUGACUUUAGCUCCUGCCUCAGAGCCCUACCAGCUGCCCGGUCCUCCCCAGAAGCCCGUUGUGACAGACGUGACCAAGAACAGUGUGACCUUAACCUGGCAACCCAACGCACAUGAGGGCGGGGCCGCGGUCACAUCUUACAUCAUCGAGGCCUUCAGACGUGAGUCCAACUGGACAAGGAGUGGACCACAGGCAGGUGCAGCGGGAGUUGGGGGAGGUGGCUGUGGAACUGCAGCAGCCGGUACUGUUGACUGCAUCCAGUGUACAGCUUGCUUGGACUAGCAGCCUGCAGUACCAAGUGGAGGCGGCGACUCGGAUCAAAACGUAAGUCUUGCAGAGCAGAUCACAGACGUGGUAAAGCAACCCGCCUUCAUCGCGGGCAUUGGCGGGGCAUGCUGGGUAAUCCUCAUGGGCUUCAGUGUGUGGAUAUACUGCCGACGCAAGAAGAGAAAGGAGCUGAGCCAUUACACUGCUUCGUUCGCAUACACACCCGCAGUUGGCUUUCCUCAUGGGGAGGCCUCAGGACUCAAUGGAAGGCCUGGAGUGCUCGGCUCUAACAUGGGGAACUACCCUUGGCUGGCUGAUUCCUGGCCCACCACAAACCUUGUUCAUAAUGGCAAAGACUCAGUCAACUGCUGUACCACCAAACAUGACACAACAGAGAGAUAUUACAAUGAGGUUGGAAUCUCCAACUAUCUGAACCAGACUGAGAAGUAUAGCACUGGUUCCAAUGAGGGUCCUAUCUACAGUACCAUCGACCCCACUGCCGAAGACCUGCGCAGCUUCUCAGCCCAGUAUUCUCAGCACACUACGCCUUACGCCAGCACUCCCAUCAUGCCUUUCACCAACCAGGCACCCUGCAGCCCUGAGCAGGAUGGAGGCCACUGGAUUAACCAACCAGGAACCUCUAAUGUGCAGUAUGCCCAGCCAGACCGGUCCAAAUCAGAUAAUGGUACAGAGAAUUAA